UGAAAAGGCUUGCUGUGUGUUUUGAAUGGCCUUUUUGCAGGAUAGCUGUGGAGGGUAUUUCCUCAUCUUUUCCGUGAGAUGUUUUUGACUGCUUCGACUAACUCUUCGGAAAGUGAACAUGAACCUCCUUCAGCCUUUUCACAGACUGAGCACAACAUAGUUGCAGCUUAUUUGAUAACAGCAGGAGUUGUAAGUCUUCUCAGUAACAUAGUUGUACUAGGCAUAUUUGUUAAAUACAAGGAACUCCGAACAGCAACCAAUGCCAUUAUUAUUAACCUGGCUUUCACUGACGUUGGAGUGAGUGGGAUUGGUUAUCCCAUGUCAGCGGCUUCAGAUCUGCAUGGAAGCUGGAAAUUUGGCUACACAGGCUGCCAGAUCUAUGCUGCUUUGAAUAUCUUUUUUGGAAUGGCUAGUAUCGGUUUGCUGACUGUCGUAGCAAUCGAUCGUUACCUGACAAUCUGCAAGCCCCAUAUAGGUAGACGUCUUACUGCUCACAACUAUACAGCCCUAAUCCUUGCUGCCUGGAUGAAUGCAGUCUUUUGGGCUUCCAUGCCUGUUGUGGGCUGGGCAAGCUAUGCCCCAGAUCCAACUGGAGCCACCUGUACUGUAAACUGGAGGAAAAACGACAUAUCCUUUGUUUCUUACACAAUGUCCGUUGUUGCUGUUAAUUUUCUGAUUCCAUUAUCGGUCAUGUUUUAUUGUUACUACAAUGUUUCACGAGCCAUGAAGCAAUAUACCAGCAGCAGUUAUCUAGAAAGCAUCGACAUAGAUUGGUCUGAUCAAGUAGAUGUAACAAAGAUGUCUGUUGUCAUGAUUUUAAUGUUUCUGCUGGCUUGGUCCCCAUAUUCUAUUGUGUGUUUAUGGGCUUCCUUUGGAGACCCAAAGACCAUUUCUCCAGCCAUGGCGAUCAUUGCACCCCUGUUUGCCAAGUCGUCUACAUUCUAUAAUCCCUGUAUUUAUGUCAUUGCAAACAAAAAGUUUCGAAGGGCCAUCUUUGCAAUGGUCCGGUGUCAGACUCGACAGGAGAUAACCAUCAACAAUGUCUUGCCAAUGAGUGUCUCUCAGAGUACCAUUGCCUAAGAGGGCUGCUGGGAAGCACUGUUGUUUUGUUUGUUUACUUGUAGUAACGUGUGGAGUCCCUGGAAAGAAAAGCCCAGUCUGUUUCAGAAACAGUUAUGUAUCGUGUCUUGUCCGGGAAUGACUUUUCCUGCUGCCAUAUCAAUUUACUACAUAGUCAUGGGCUGUAGUAGCUGUAGUGUCCUCCCCCUGGCCUUGUGUGCCCUCCCUGGCCUUGAAGUGCCUUCUCCCUGGCCUUGUGUGAUGCCUUGCUGGCCCAGCCUAUAUGUACUGGCUGCUGGUGCCAUGCCAUCUGCUGUGGAACUCUACCAGCAAAGAGACCUUUGUGCCCAGUCCUAUGUUUUCCUGUGCAGGCACAAUGGUUCAUAGGACUGUGCCAUUAGUAUUUAAUAUUAUAACAAAAUGAAGACUUCAGUUGUGUCCUUUUCAACAGCCAUUAGUAAACAAUAGAUUGUGUACCUGAUGAAGGAGUCAGGACUAAGGGUGAGAGGAAACUAAAGUAAGACUGUAAUCUGUAAUACAGUAACAAAUAAGAUUUUAUGUUCAUAACUUUGUAUGUUCAUGUUCUUUAUCUCUUAACACACACUCAACCAUUCAGUAUACCUUUUUGUUUCCAGUUCUUGGUUGCGUCAAAGGUAGUUACUGAACAUAUUAACUCAACUGAAAACACUACUCUGAAAAGCCAUAAUUACCUCUGAUAGCUAAACUGUGCUAAAAGGCAAAUAUCUGAUUGUUUUUAAAGAAGAACAAAGGAUAAACAGUCUCUCCAACCAAUAGCAAGCCACUUUUCAAGGUCAUUGUACUCAGUUGAUGAUUGGAGCCAUCUGCUACUAAUUAUCAAAAUACUGUAUUUCAUUAAAUGUUUAUCAGUACUUCUAAGUUUCAUGUGCUCUCAUUUGUAUAUGUAUAUAGCUAAUUUUUUUCAGCUGUUGCUUUAAAAUAUUUUAAAAUAUGUAAAAUAAUGCUUGUGCAAAUAAUACAAAAGCAUUUCUAGAUCCAGGCUAUGAUACUGCUGAUCAUAAAUUUUUGCUGCUAAAUGCAGGUGUAUACAUUGUACUGUGUGGUGGUUCAAACUGUGGAACAGAUUUUUCAAAGAUAAAAAGUGUUUUAGUCACAUUGGCUGUCACAGCUGCACGCCACACUUGUGAAGAAUUUCUUAUUUCACUGUUUAAGUUGCUGUUAAAGGAGUCCUGCUUCAAA
Messenger RNA from Hemicordylus capensis (graceful crag lizard), 2277 nucleotides. It is a transcript of the gene RRH, whose product is annotated as retinal pigment epithelium-derived rhodopsin homolog. The transcript is spliced from 7 exons. NCBI's taxonomy places the organism in Eukaryota, Metazoa, Chordata, Lepidosauria, Squamata, Cordylidae. Bases 79 to 1080 code for a protein of 333 amino acids. Gene Ontology annotation, molecular function: G protein-coupled receptor activity. The record is from RefSeq and is a predicted model, not a curated record. Gene Ontology annotation, cellular component: membrane; photoreceptor outer segment. Gene Ontology annotation, biological process: visual perception; G protein-coupled receptor signaling pathway.